GCAGCGCGUGUCGCAGAAGUUGAAGCAAUCGGUUCCCGACGCGGAUAUUAUCAUAUUGAAGGACACAGUGAUGGGCGCCCUCCGGAUGAUUAGCGACAAGAACAGCAAUUCCAGUGAUAACGGAGUCGACAAAAACGGCGUUUCAUUCAAUCACAUGACAAACGAACAGUUGUCUCAACUAAUAGUCCCGGAGUCGACAUCGCUAUCGAUGACAGAACUGCGGAACGAGAGGUCCACUAAAUUGGACUCAAUGUCUGUGACGGAUGCCAUCGAACUCAUGAUCGGCGAAGAGUCGCGAAAUUUCGCCGAAAUUAGGAAACAAAUCAAAACCAUCGAGACGUUGAUUCAUAGGAUAACUCACGCCUUCAAAAACAACGGCCGACUCUUUUACGUCGGCAGCGGAACCAGCGGUCGGUUGGGAAUACUAGACGCCAGCGAAUGCCCGCCCACUUUCUCCAGCCCCUCCUAUUUGGUUCAGGGAAUCAUCGCCGGCGGUAACAAAGCCAUCCAUUCAGCCAUCGAAGGCGCCGAAGACUCCAUUAUUGACGGCAUUAACGCCAUUGAAGACAAGGAUAUCACCGAAAACGAUGUCGUGAUCGGUAUCGCCGCCUGUGGGCGCACACCCUAUGUGUGGGGCGCGCUCUACGCGGCCCAGAAUCGGAAAGCCUAUACCUGUCUGUUAUGCUUCAACCCGAACAUCAAACCUCGCAUUAAACUCGACUUACAGCUAACGGUGACCACUGGGCCCGAGGUGUUGACGGGUAGUACGAGACUGAAGGCCGGAACGGCCACCAAAUGCAUACUCAAUAUGUUGACCACACUAUCGAUGGUUCAGUUCGGAAAGUGUUUCGAGAAUCUAAUGAUAGAUCUCAGGCCCGCCAACCAAAAGCUCCGGGACCGGGCCGUUAGGAUUGUGCUGCUCCUGUUAGGCCACGACAAACAGGUGCCCGAAGUGACGGUCAAACAGAGUUUAGAGAAAUUUAAUUAUGACAUCAAAAAGACUGUCAUCGACUUAAGGAAAACCCUGUCCCCUAAAGCCUAAUAUGCACUAUACUUAUGACAUUUAAUUUGUAAACAAAAUAUGUUAAAAUUAAUUUAUAACUAAUUUAUAUGAAAUCAUGUUAUAUGGGUG
Molecule: messenger RNA, 1132 nt
Organism: Oppiella nova
Lineage: Eukaryota; Metazoa; Arthropoda; Arachnida; Sarcoptiformes; Oppiidae
Source: the annotation of a GenBank genome assembly